AGAACAGCCCAAGAUGGCCGACUUCGAUGAUCGUGUGUCGGAUGAGGAGAAGGUACGCAUAGCUGCUAAAUUCAUCACUCAUGCACCCCCAGGGGAAUUUAAUGAAGUAUUCAAUGAUGUUCGGCUACUACUUAAUAAUGACAAUCUCCUCAGGGAAGGGGCAGCACAUGCAUUUGCCCAGUAUAACAUGGAUCAGUUCACGCCUGUGAAGAUAGAAGGAUAUGAAGAUCAGGUCUUAAUUACAGAGCAUGGUGACCUGGGUAAUAGCAGAUUUUUAGAUCCAAGAAACAAAAUUUCCUUUAAAUUUGACCACUUACGGAAAGAAGCAAGUGACCCCCAGCCAGAAGAAGCAGAUGGAGGUCUGAAGUCUUGGAGAGAAUCCUGUGACAGUGCUUUAAGAGCCUAUGUGAAAGACCAUUAUUCCAACGGCUUCUGUACUGUUUAUGCUAAAACUAUCGAUGGGCAACAGACUAUUAUUGCAUGUAUUGAAAGCCACCAGUUUCAGCCUAAAAACUUCUGGAAUGGUCGUUGGAGAUCAGAGUGGAAGUUCACCAUCACACCACCUACAGCCCAGGUGGUUGGCGUGCUUAAGAUUCAGGUUCACUAUUAUGAAGAUGGCAAUGUUCAGUUGGUUAGUCAUAAAGAUGUACAGGAUUCACUAACUGUUUCGAAUGAAGCCCAGACUGCCAAGGAGUUUAUUAAAAUCAUAGAGAAUGCAGAAAAUGAGUAUCAGACAGCAAUUAGUGAAAACUAUCAAACAAUGUCAGAUACCACAUUCAAGGCCUUGCGCCGGCAGCUUCCAGUUACCCGCACCAAAAUCGACUGGAACAAGAUACUCAGCUACAAGAUUGGCAAAGAAAUGCAGAAUGCUUAAAGGCUGAAUGUAGGAUUCUUCAGUAUGUGGAAAGACAAGGAUUCAACGUGUGGUCAUAUGAUAAAUAAGUGAUUUAUAAACAAGAGUGAUAUUUUGCUAGGGCUUUCAAAGUUAACCGGUUUUCUAGCCUCAUGGAAUACUGUUGAACCUAUAGCGUUGUCUUGAUUCUUUUGUGUUCUCUGCCUUGUAAUUUUCUGUUACUGCUAUAUCUACGUGUAAAUCUUUUUGUUCUUUUUUUUUUUUUUUUUUUUUUUUGGUUAAUUCUGCCACAUUUAAUGUUGGUGAGAGAGUGAUCUAUCCUAAUGACAUUUUACUGUUUAAAAAAGUUUCCUAGCCAUGAAGCCCUGCUACUGAUUUAGACAAGGUAUUAUGGUCAUUACUUUCUACCCCUAUCCUUCCAAGCACUUCUGGUACUUCAGUCGUUUUUACUGAUCCACCAACACCUAAAGAGGCUAUGCUACAGUCUCUAGCUAAAUGGAAGACACAUUCAUCCUUCUCCCUCUGACUGCUUUGAUCAUCAUUUAUUGCAUCUCAUAACUAAUUUUCUAAAGUUUGGAUUGGGACUUUUCAGGUCCUUUUUGGAGGGCAAAGGAAGUGCCAGCUUCUCUGGGGAACUUGUUUUUAAAUCCAAAGACUUGAACCACAUUCCCUGCACAUGAACAUGUUUGCUUUUAUCCCUUCUCUCAUUGUCUCCUUCCCAUGUUACUACCAUUGUAGUUAUAAACAUCUGCAUUUUUUAGAAGCAUUUUACCCAUUUAUUUUUUUAAACAUUCAAGAACUGCUGACGUACUGUGGAUGUAGAGUAUAAAACUUGAAAAAUGCAGAUGUUGAAGGAAUAAUAGGUAUCUUGUGCUUUAAUACUUUAUGGCAGGAUUGUACUAUAAGCAAAUGAAUUAAACAGCUAUGUAAAUCAUAAAGAAAAACUAAAAAUGAACCAAAGUGAAAGGAUAACUUCCAGGCAGUAUCUUUCUAUUGUAACCUGUUAUUUAAGGAAAUACUAGUGAUUUCUUCUAAAUAGGAUGUAAAACUUCUUUCAAAUUACUCUUCCUCAGUCCUGCCUGCCAAGAACUCAAGUGUAACUGUGAUAAAAUAACCUUUCCCAGGUAUAUUGGCAGGUAUGUGUGUAAUCUCAGAAUACACAGGUGACAUAGAUAUGAUAUGACAACUGGUAAUGGUGGAUUCAUUUACAUUGUUUACACUUCUAUGACCAGGCCUUAAGGGAAGGUCAGUUUUUUAAAAAACCAAGUAGUGUCUUCCUACCUAUCUCCAGAUACAUGUCAAAAAAAGAAAGGUGUUUGUGCUUCCGUUUUGUUUCUGCUCAGUAAUAUAGUCAAGCAACAGUUUGUUCCAAGUGACCCAUUGAGCUGUGUAUGCAUUUUUGUUUAUUUCAAUAAAAUAUAUUUGUAUUAUUUGUCCUUCAUACUAUCCAUCCAUACCACACUAUCUUCUGUAUCAGGUAGUCUAAUAGAAAUAUACCUGUUUUGUUGUAAAA
Messenger RNA from Pan troglodytes (chimpanzee), 2366 nucleotides. RefSeq names its product capping actin protein of muscle Z-line subunit alpha 1 (gene CAPZA1). NCBI's taxonomy places the organism in Eukaryota, Metazoa, Chordata, Mammalia, Primates, Hominidae. Gene Ontology annotation, molecular function: actin filament binding. Gene Ontology annotation, cellular component: F-actin capping protein complex; cortical cytoskeleton. Gene Ontology annotation, biological process: actin cytoskeleton organization; barbed-end actin filament capping. The record is from RefSeq and is marked provisional.